Sphaerodactylus townsendi is the source of this 4611-nucleotide messenger RNA. Its product is annotated as testis-expressed protein 47-like. Lineage: Eukaryota; Metazoa; Chordata; Lepidosauria; Squamata; Sphaerodactylidae. The record is from RefSeq and is a predicted model, not a curated record. Gene Ontology annotation, molecular function: FAD binding; blue light photoreceptor activity. The transcript is spliced from 8 exons. Bases 1388 to 2161 code for a protein of 257 amino acids.
UCCAUGGGCAAAAAACUGUAUUGAAUAUUUUCAGAAACUGCUAACUCUCACCCUCUGACAUGCAGCAUUUCCAAAACCCAGGUGAGCCUCACCAGGCUUUUAAAUUAAGUACACGCAAGGGUUUAGAGUGGUUUGGGUUCAGACAUCUGAAGUUUCCACCCAAGCAAUAGUCUGUGGGCAGCCUCAAAAGAGCUCAUUUUCUUCUAUCCAUUUGUGUAUAUGACUGCAUGUGCAACACUGGGAGAAAGAAUAUUAAUUGCUCAUAUCUCCUAAAACGUGCGUGUGGUGGGCCAAGAUGCUAUCUGGGGCUUGUUGAAAGAAGACAGAAUCUCCUUUCCCUUUCUCUCCCCACAACAAACACCUGGUGAGGUAGGUGGGGCUGAGAGAGUCCUCAGAGAACUGUGACUACCCCAAGGUCACCCAGCAGGAAUGCAGCUUCCCAGUGCUAAAACAGAAACCAGCUUGCCAGUGCUAAACAACAGUAUCUGUAAUUCCCAGCUGGGGUGGGGGGAGCAUGUCAGGAGGGCACUUAAGCACCUGAAUUAAGGCCUCUUCAGCACCAAAGUAUGUGUAUGAAUGUUGCCAGUGACGGCACUGAAAUCUGACUCUCUGAAUGUCCAGCAUCUAUAACCAGUUCUCAGAUGAACUGUGAAAGCCCUGUUUACCAUUUUUAAUAUAUAUGUAGUAAUACUCACACCUGCCUCAUAACUGUAGACCAGGAGAGACUCCUGGCACAAAUAUUUCCCCUCCAUUCAACUAUUAAUACACCUAUAGGAAAAAGUAACAUGAACCCUCCGGUAACAAACAAGCUUUUGAAUCUGCAGCUGAUGCCUGCACAGGCAUGUUGAAUUGCCUUUGUAAGGCCCCAGCAGGAAUGUUAUCAGUAGAUGUCAAAUGUUGCCCUGACAACAGCUGCCUCAUCCAGGUAAUCUGCCCAUGGUAAAUACCAGAGGACAAUAUGCCUUUAAGUGCCAAAGGAGCGUGUUUGACCCUGCUUCCAUGACACUGUCAACCAUUUUUUGUUUACAUCAAUAAAGCUAUUUUGCUUGCCCAGAACUCUCUCUUAUGGCCAGUAUACAAUGUAAGUGGAUCUGGCUAUCUCAUCUGAUUUAUUCAUUGUAUCACAAGCUCCGUCUCUCCAGGUCAGAUUCACAGAGACCUGGUUGCAAUGCUGGGGUUUAAUGUAAGCACUUCAGCAAUGAAAAAUUAUGAGCAAGACAUAGAGCUUUGGGAGGCAACAGAAACUUCACCAUCUGAGGAAAGGAAAAGCUUACUCAGUCAACUACUCCAUGAGAGGGUGCCCAGUAAAACACAGGAACCAGUUUCCAAAUUUUAGCAGUUGGGUACGUCAGCCCACACAUCGUUUGAGAAAUCUCUUCUUCACAGGAUGAUUUUCCUGGCUAAGAUCUCCCCACACCUGGCAGAUAAAAGGGAUUUAGCUGAACACUGGGAACAGUUGUUUGUGAGUCUACAACGCUAUUACCACCAGGAUGAUGGGGUCACAGGCCUGUUGCUGAUCUAUCCUGCAUACAUUGUCCACAUAUUGGAGUCAUCCAGUGAUGUGCUCUACUCUGUCCUGAGGGAUCUAAGGGACAUAGAGCAGCAGCAGAGAGUGCUGGUCCUGGAUGCCAAGAUCCUUGUGAUGUCCCAUAAUCUCCCCUCCCGACUUUUCCAGCAGUGGAAUUAUAAAGUACUGAAUAUGCCAGAGACACACCUGAGGUACGACUCAGUUCAUGAAGAACCAGUGGAGGCUAUUGCCUGUGAGUGCCUCGCAACACUCCUGAAACUUGGCAAGCACCUUCUGAGGUACCCCAAGAACCCCAAGAACCUCCCAGACACCAUCCUGGAUAAAGUGCCAAAGCUCAUUAUUCCCCAGGACACCGUCUGCCACCUGCUGGAAUGCAAGGAGUUGCUAACCCCUGCUCAAUACCUGCAUUAUUAUGACUAUCCAAUAGACAUCGUUAUGGACUCAGCUGUCCCACAACAAACCAACCAAGUUAGAAGAGUGGCCUCCAGAAAAUCUUGGGACCAGCUGCAAUUACCAGCAAUAAUUGACAGGGUAAGUUUAGAUUUAUGGAGCAACAGUUUCUCUGCUUUGGGGGACAAGUAUCAAUUCCCUGCUAGCAAUUUGUCUCCACCUAAGAAAAACCAGGCAGAAUGAAGGUGAGUAAGCCUGACUGUGCAUUGUCAUACAUUCCAGGAUAAUGUAAGAUUACGGUAUACUAAGACGCACUAGUGCUUAAUUUCUCCUUCCUUCCAAAUUCCCCCUUUAUACCAAAACUGUGGUAUAAAACUUUGGCAAAACACAAAUGGCUGUUGCUAAAAACAAACUUCUGUGGUAGUUCCAACUCUGCUGGAUCCUGCAGGGAAGAACAGGGGUGGCACACGCGUCUCUCAACCAGACACAGUCAUUUUCAGGAGGCUCUCAACUCACUUCCCAUCUUAUGGCACCAACAAAAAAGGAAUGCAUCACACUUCCCUCCUAUGAGGUAGUUUAUGAACAGAUGUCGGCAAUAGGAACAGGGCUGGAGUAAAACACUGCAGUACCAUAAAGGCAAACAGGCUGACAGCGCAAGGCUGUUGUCCAUCUUGCCAGCCUGGGAAGGCAUACCAAUUGCAGUGGCUAACCAGGGAACCCAUCACAGGUGUUCUUAAGAUGCACAACAGACAGAACACCCAAUCACAGUACCACACAGUGUGCAGCUGCAUCUUGUAUUAAGAAGUUACAGGAGUUGAGCUUUGAUCCUAGGGCUGCCUGAAGUUGGCGGAAAAUUGGAACUUGGGCUAGAACACAAACAUGAACAUUUAUGUGUCGCUACAGCCUCUGCCAGUGGUGGUGUUUGCCACCUUGUAGCUGCGUUCUGGGCUGCGGCCAUAUUCAGAAAUGGAAAGCUAUUGUCCAUGCAUAAAAAGGCAGCUUAAAUCUUUAGCUGACUUAUGAUAGUUGUGAAAUGACCCAAUUCCAAUAAUUUCUGGCAACCAGUCAGACCUUGGAAAUAGGCAAAGAAUAUUGGACACAGAAUGAUAAAUUGCAUCUUGGCAGCAGGCUUUGUCCCUUCACUGGGAAAAAUUCUCUCUCUGUUUUUGGCAUGCAUGCAGCAGGACAAUAGGAAUUUGAACAAAACAUAAAGUUGGAGUGUAAGUAAAGGCAGGUGAGUGGAUUGCAGUUACAAUGUAACGAGCAUGUAAAUUCAUGUGGUAGCACUCUUUUGCUUUAAAUCCUAAUGUGACAAAACAGGAAUAUAUACGUAGCCAAACAGGAAAAGAUGACUGCUGCCAAUCCACAGCGACUUUGAGCACAGGAUACAAGGUCAUGAAUGGCUAUCUGAAACUGGUAGCCCUCCACCCCCAAUAUUAUAUCCUCUGUGCUGCCAAAGUCACAGAAGUGUUAGAUUUUUAAAUGUUUUAAAUAUGUUUGCAUGGGUUUGUAUUAUGGAAACGUUGUGAGCCAUCCUGAACCUGUAGGGGGAUGGGCAUACAAGAACAAUAACUAACUAAAUAAAAAUAUGUAGUAAGACCAGUUUCUCUUACAGAGCUUUUGUGCUGUGAGAGUUAUAUGCAUGAAGACAGAAACAUAGUUUUAAAAUGCCCUUGUCAUAAGUUUAUUGGUGGUCAUGCAGGAAAGCAGAUUUGCAGUGGUAUAAAUUUUUGGACCUUUCUGUAUUUUUGGUUCACGAAACACCCCUCUCUCACUCAGGAGGGAACUGUGGCUCACUAGCAGAGCAUCUGCCUGUCAUGCCGAAGGUCCCAGCACCUUUUAUUAAAAGGAUCUGGUAAUAGGCGAUGCAAAAGAUCCUGCCUAAGAUGCUGGAGAGCCAAUGCCAGUCAGUGUAAAGCAACUGCAUAGGUUAAAAAAACAGAUGCACUCUACCUGAAGUAAAUUUUUAGCCCAGCACCACAAUCUUCACAGAGUGAUACAUAUUUGAAAAUAGCUCCUCCACGCAGAGUGUAAUUUCUUUCCCCACUAUUAACACCACCACUCCCCAAACCAAUUCCUCAUUCUCUUUCAGGAGCACCUGUAACCAGAGCCAUUUCCUUUACUGUCUUCCCCCAUCACUAGUAAAAGUGACAGGCUGUGGGGUGUGUGUGUCACAAUUUUCACUAGCAUAUUUCACUCUGUUGCACAAUGCCAGUGUUUAAAGCAAUAUGUACGCACUUUUUUUAAAAAAAAGAUGUCUUAUGUGAAGUUGACAAGACAGUAAAAUAUAUUUUUGUUGGUGAAACUACCAAGGUUUUCCUCAGUUUCACUGAAGAAAGGGCCUUGAAGGAAGCUGGUGGCAGGCAGACAAGUAAUAUACCACAGGGAUUCCAAUCAGUUAGACUAUAAGCACCCAUCUCCUGAUAGUAUUUCAUCAAAAUCACGUCAUGGGGCAGGGCAGCACAGGCUAGAAGGAGGAAAUGAAAACCAGAAUUUAUGAACCACUGUUAACAUGACCUGGUGAUUUUAGCCUAAUUGUCAAAGAUGCCUCUUCUAGCAGUCUGGUUGAUGCUACAGCCCACCUGAGCAAUCUUUUGUGCAGGCAGGGAGAUACCCUUCCCUCCUGGCUAUUCCCUCCCCAGCAGGCAGACCAAACCCAAUAAGCAGACACAAGAGAAACAGAGAUGCCACAA